GUGUAAGAGCGUGUUUAGCCCAUGACUCCUGAUUCAAUCCCCCAUUGUAUAAGUUCGGAUAUCAUUUAGUUGCUAAAUGUGAUUCGCGUUUCAUAGAAUACGUGAUGUAAAACACCACCACUCAACCCACAAGUGUGUUUGUUGUGACAACAGUAACUCAGGCAGUCGUCGGGAGGAGGAAAAGGUGCACAGAGGCGUGGAGGACAAAGGACGAGGACUUUAUUGACGCUAAUACAUGCAUGUUCUUAACCUAUUAGGGAAGGAUUCCCACGCCAGUAUCACCGCCUCGUACUAACAGCAGAUGUGAGCUGGUGCCGGGGCCAGCAGUCAGCGGGGUGCGUUGCUUUUAUCCUGAAUUGGUCACGUGAGCGAGAGAGGAGGUAGUUAUCAUCGUAGAGGGGACUCGUCAAUGAUCUCACUCAUUGCCUUAAAACAACUCAGCGACCCCGCCUCCCAAGCCGGACACAGCAACACGUCAUGUCUUCAAGCAAGUUUCAACUGUGGCUGGGUGCAGUGCUGGAGGAUGGUCAGCGGGUCAUGUACAGAGUGACCACCCUUCUGUACCAGGGCGGGCGUCUCAGCCCUGAUCGCUACUGGCAGAAACGUUUUGGCAAUGACCUGACCUACAAGAAGCAUUUCAAUCCAGAUCAGCGACUAUUAUUGGACUCCUGUGACUGGCCUGGAUGUUAUGACAUCGACACUGCAGCCGAAGUCUUUGACAUCAGUUUACACUGGGCGGUGCAGCAAAAACUGUGUGGACUGAAUCCCUCCAUGCCACUUUAUAAAAAUUUAGCAAAUCUUGUAAAAAUAAGGAAUAACGCUGUUCAUUACCCUGAUCAGUCUGGGAUUUCAAGCGGUGAAGUAAAAGAGAGGCUUUAUGAGCUACUGGAAGCAUGCACACUUGUCUUGGAUAGUCUAGAGGACUAUGUUGGUACGGAUCUCAGCAGCACUAAAACAGUGUUGCGCAAGAGCAUUAACAAGAGAUUAUAUGAGCUGAGCGCAGCUCGACAACCAACGGGCGGAGAGGAGCUCAGCACUAUGGGGAAGGUGGCCGUCACCGUCGGCGUGGCGGGAGUGGCCGUUGCGGCUGCUAUGGCCAGUCAUUUCUCAAAUGAAAACAAAAGUCGAAGGGAUGAGUCCAAUAAGAACAAAACGUCAAGUAACAAGGAAGAAUGUAGCGUAAUGUGAUCAGUGAUACAUAAGUGUUUUUCUCGCAUUGUGGCUGGACGGUAGAGCGACGGUCUCGUUUCAUGCAAGUCGGCGUUCAAUCCCCGACGGCCAAGUGGUUGGGCACCAUUCCUUUUCCUCGUCCCAUCCGAAAUCCUUAUAAUGACUCCUUCCCAGUGUUAUAUAGUCGUAAUGGCUUGGCGCCUUUUCCUCUGAUAGUUCCUUUUCCUUCCCUUUCCAUUAUCAAUAGACAGGCAGAGAAAGAUACAGCAUAUUGUCUUGUAUUCCUCCAUAUAGUUAAGGCAUUAGGUCUUAUAUACAGUAUCUGCAGGUUGGCAGCCAGCAUGGCCAUAUGGAACUUGACUCGCAAGGCGUAUUGCGAGUCUUAUUGUUACUUGAGACGAAUGGCCAGACCACACACUAGAAAGUGAAGGGACGACGACGUUUCGGUCCGUCCUGGGCCAUUCUUAAAUCGAUUGUGAGAAUGGACUUGAGAAUGGUCCAGGACGGACCGAAACGUCGUCGUCCCUUCACUUUCUGGUGUGUGGUCUGGUCAACAUUUUUCAGCCAUGUUAUUGUGACUUCUCGUCUGCAUGUACAACGAAUGGCAUUAUUUCCUGCCAAUGUUAACGAUAUACUUCUAGACGAUGACUUAAAUAUAUAAAUGUUGGAACACCUCAGAGAUUAUGUAAUAGACGGUAACGAAGGGAAUUAUCAUGGGGAAAGCGCCAAGCCAUUACGACUAUAUAGCACUUGGAAGGGGUCAGGAUAAGGAUUUGGGAUGGGACGGGUGAAAGGAAUGGUGCCCAUCCACUUGGAUGGUUGGAGAUUGUCGAACUACAUCUCGCAUGAAGCGAGACUCUACCGUCCAGCCUAAGUGGUUGGGUUGAACUUGAGCAGCCAUUUGUUGGACCAUUCAUUCAGUUUGUGUAGAUCAUCUUGUAGCCUCAUACUGUCUUCCUAUGUCUUAA
Messenger RNA from Procambarus clarkii (red swamp crayfish), 2138 nucleotides. RefSeq lists its product as uncharacterized. NCBI's taxonomy places the organism in Eukaryota, Metazoa, Arthropoda, Malacostraca, Decapoda, Cambaridae. The record is from RefSeq and is a predicted model, not a curated record.